UAAAUUUCAGAUACCCUAACACCACAUGUUACAGAACUUUCCCAUUCUGCAGAUAAUCGACCACUAAGGAAUCUUAAACCUUGUUCUAGUUUCUUAAAGUUUGCUAAAUGGCCAACGAAGAACAUGAUCUCCCUCUCUAUGAAAAAGUUUGGCUCAAACGAACAUUUCAAAGAGUGAUAGACACCUUGAUUUUAUUCCUCCUCCUCUUACUUCUUAGUAAUCGAGUUUUCGCAUCCCACAACUUCAGUUUCCCAUGGUUACUUGCUUUCAUAUGCGAAUCCUGGUUCACCUUCACUUGGAUUGUCAUUCUCAACACCAAGUGGAGUCCUGCAGUGACCAUAACCCACCCAGAUCGUCUCUUGCAAAGGGUUCAGGAGCUUCCACCGGUGGACUUGUUUGUUACAACAGCAGACCCUGUACUUGAAUCCCCUAUCAUCACAGUCAACACUGUUUUAUCUCUUCUAGCUCUUGAUUAUCCUGCUAACAAGCUAGCUUGCUAUGUUUCUGAUGAUGGCUGCUCCCCUCUUACUUUCUAUGCCCUUCUGGAAGCCUCCAAAUUUGCUAAGUUUUGGGUUCCUUUCUGUAAGAAGCAUAACGUACAAGUGAGAGCACCCUUUAGAUACUACUCUGAUGUUACAAUAAACAAUAACGAAGACUCGCUUGAAUUCAAACAAGAAUGGUUACAAGUGAAGGAGAUGUACGACAAUCUAAGCCGAACAAUUGAAGAGGUGACACACAAAACAACUCCAUUCCAACUUGAUGGAGAAUUUGCGAUUUUCUCGAAUACAGAACAAAGAAAUCAUCCAAGCAUAGUUAAGGUUAUAUUAGAAAACAAGGAAGGUCUUUUUGAUGGAUUGCCUCACUUAAUCUAUGUAUCAAGAGAGAAGAGACCACAGUACCAUCAUAAUUACAAAGCGGGAGCUAUGAAUGUCUUGACAAGAGUGUCUGGAUUGAUGAGCAAUGCUCCCUUUAUGUUGAACGUAGACUGUGACAUGGUUGUGAACAAUCCCAAGAUUGUUCUACACGCUCUGUGCAUUUUGAUGGAUUCACAAAAAGGGAAAGACGUUGCUUUCGUUCAAUGUUUCCAACAAUUCUACGAUGGAAUAAAAGAUGACCCUUUUGGAAAUCAAUGGGUGGCUGCAUUUGAGUACAUAAUACGAGGCAUGGCUGGACUUCAAGGACCUUUCUAUGGAGGAACAAACACCUUCCAUAGAAGAAACACUAUUUACGGUCUCUAUCCUCAUGAAAUUGAAACCGAGAUAAAAGCAGGAAAAUUAGAAGAAGAUAUACUAAUACAACAAUUUGGAAGCUCAAAGGAGUUCAUCAAUUCAGCAGCCCAUGCUUCGGGAGGGAGUGUAUAUUCAGCUAAUGAUAUUACUCCUUCCAACUUUAUUGAGGCAGCAACCCAAGUUGCGAAUUGUGACUAUGAAUGUGGCACUUUCUGGGGUAAAAAGUUGGGCUGGUUGUAUGGAUCAAUCUCAGAAGAUGUACCAACAGGGUUGAAUAUUCAAAGAAAAGGUUGGAGAUCGGAGUGUUGCACCCCAGAUCCAAUUGCCUUUCAAGGAUGUGCUCCCAGAGGAUUACUCUCUACAGUUAUACAACAAAAGAGAUGGGGUUCAGGCCUUACUGUAGUCUUUUUUGGGAAGCAUUCUCCUCUUGUGUGCAUGCUCUUUGGUAAGGUCCAAUUCAGAGCAGGCUUGUCUUAUUUCUGGCUUACCAACUGGGGCUUACGUGGUGCAUUCCUGGUUUGUUAUGUUGCUCUAAUUGCAUAUUGCAUGAUAGCCAACACCAGUAUCUUUCCUCAGGGACUUGUCCUCUGGAUUGCAAUUUCUGUUUUUGUGAUUUACAAUAUACAUACUCUAUCAGAGUACCUCACAAUUGGGUUAUCUAUAACACAUUGGUGGAACAAUCAAAGAAUGUGUGUGAUGAGAACCACAACUGCAUGGUUUAUUGGAUUUUUGAGUGCUAUGCUUAAGCUAUCAAGGAUUUCAGAUACUGUGUUUGAAAUAACAGAGAAGGAACACACUGCUUCUGGUGCUGAUGGAAACAAUGCAGAUGCUGGAAGGUUCACGUUCGACGAGUCCCCAGUUUUUGUGGUAGGCAGCACCAUUUUGUUGGUGCAUUUGACAGCCAUGUUGAUAAUGUUUUUGGGGUUGCAACCAACUCCUAUUGGAAAUGGGUGUGGAGUGGGGGAGUUGAUUUGUAGUACAUAUCUGGUAGUGUGCUACUGGCCAUAUUUGAAAGGGUUGUUUAGCAGAGGAAAAUACGGAAUUCCCCUAUCCACCAUUUGCAUGUCAUCCGUGUUUGCAUUAGUCUUUCUGCAUUUUUGUACAAAUAAUAUUAUCACUUGAUGAGUAUAACUUUCUCUUUGAUACGGAUUUCAUACUUCA
Vigna umbellata (rice bean) is the source of this 2390-nucleotide messenger RNA. RefSeq names its product cellulose synthase-like protein H1. Gene Ontology annotation, biological process: cellulose biosynthetic process. Gene Ontology annotation, molecular function: cellulose synthase (UDP-forming) activity. NCBI's taxonomy places the organism in Eukaryota, Viridiplantae, Streptophyta, Magnoliopsida, Fabales, Fabaceae. Gene Ontology annotation, cellular component: membrane. The record is from RefSeq and is a predicted model, not a curated record.